Messenger RNA from Maylandia zebra (zebra mbuna), 3483 nucleotides. It is a transcript of the gene acer1, whose product is annotated as alkaline ceramidase 1. Gene Ontology annotation, biological process: ceramide catabolic process; sphingosine biosynthetic process. The record is from RefSeq and is a predicted model, not a curated record. Gene Ontology annotation, molecular function: N-acylsphingosine amidohydrolase activity. Gene Ontology annotation, cellular component: endoplasmic reticulum; membrane. NCBI's taxonomy places the organism in Eukaryota, Metazoa, Chordata, Actinopteri, Cichliformes, Cichlidae.
UACUUUUUUCCAAACAAUUUCUAUCGCAGGAAACGUUAUUAAGCCAGUGUGCGCAGUUAAUGCUUUCUUUGUUUUGAGUUAAACCAUAUGAAUGCAACUAUUUGGAGUUUCACCUUCAAGACUCGGCGUGUUCCCACCACACCUGCUCCCCCGCUGCAGGAUUAUGCUUUUAUUUUGAAAUGCGGCAGAUUUGGUUGAACCUCCUUUAGGAAAAACCUGAGAUUCCUCAGACAGGUGCAGCAGCUACCUGGAACACCUGUUACGGUUUUGCGUGUUUCUUUUCAGGUUUCCUCUGAACCCUCCAGUCGCCUGUCGUGUGUUUACAGCCCGUUAAAGGUUUUUUUGCCCCACAUGGUCGUUUCUACGUUACCCGUUACUGCUGAGUAACCGGUUCCUGCUCUUUCCCCGGGGCCUGGUAAACUGUCAAUGAAGAAAGAAAAACAAACGAGCUCAUUCCAGACAUUUUCUCUGUGAUGACAUAUUGUCCCAGAGAUUUGAAACCUUUUCGCGUGACCGUCAGUGACGUUACUGGGCUCGUGCUUCGGGAUCGCGAGCGUUUCAAAACCCCGCCUCGUUAAAUCCACCUGUUGCAGCACCUGGAGCAGAGCAGCAGUGCCGGGCUGCAGGACGACAGCAUGGCAGGACGUUGCUGAACAUGCUGUCCGGUUGCAUCGUGGGAGAUGUAGGCGCCAGCAGGGACUGACAUUUAAGUGAAAUUGUAAAAGGGUGUUCACUCCGGCGAGGGGAUGGCGGGAGUUUUCUCCUAUGAGAGUUCAGAAAUCGACUGGUGCGAAGACAACUACAGACACUCUGAGCAUGUGGUCGAGUCCUUCAACACGAUGAGCAGCUUCAUUUUCUUCAUUAUCUCUCCCAUCAUGCUCUACCUUCUGCACCCAUAUGCCAAAGAGAGGAGCUUGGCGAUCCACCUGGUUUGGGUCAUGAUGAUUUUUGUAGGGCUGUUCUCGGCGUACUUUCACAUGACUCUUAGUUUCGUCGGUCAGAUGUUGGACGAGCUCUCGAUCUUGUGGGUGUUGGCGGUCGGUUAUGCCGUCUGGUUCCCUCGCAGACUCUUCCCUUCUUUUAUAAAAGACAGAUCCACGUUUUCAAAGCUCGUCCUGGUGAUCACGGUCAUCAGCUCUGUGUCGUCAUUCAUCAAACCUACGGCCAACGCCUACGCGUUAAACUGCUUCGGCCUCCAUCUGCUUUACACUCUGAUUACGGAGAUGAAAUGCUGCACUGACCAGAAGGCUCUGCGACUCGCCAAGCUGUCGAUCGCUCUGUGGGUGCUCGCCAUCUCCUGCUGGCUCGGUGACCGCUUUGGCUGCAGCUUCUGGCAGAGGAUCAACUUCUGCUACCUGCAUGGUUUUUGGCACAUUCUGAUUGUGAUAGCUGUAGCCUACGGCAGCACGCUGAUAGCCUACCUGGAUGCCAACUACGAGAUACCGUACUCGCUGCCUGGACUGCAGUACUGGCCCUGUGAUAGAUGGGCUGUUGGAUUACCUCACAUCGUCCUGAAAGGCAACUCCAAGACUGAGAAACGGUGCUGACGACGUGAAAAUCUAAUUUAACUCUGAAAGAACAUUUCUGUUAGUUUACUCAACUUCUGCAAUCGUGAAAAAGAUCAAUACCUGCUUUUCGCCUUCUUACCAAAAGCACAUCACCACCAACGUUGUCAACCCCCCAAACCUGACUGACACAUAUUUUAACACUCGGGUUAACGCUGGACGACAAAUAAACCCCGUCCGAUCCUGAAAGUGUAUUAUUUUAAACCAUGGCAGGAUAACUGAAUGUGUACAGCGUGCAAACGAAAUCAUCGAGGUUAGAAAUCCCUCAAAUCCAGAGUCAGACGGGGUAAGAGGAGGGGGGUUUCCAAAGCUUCCUGCACUGCAAGACAGUAUAACAAGAAAAGAUGGCACGUGUGUUUUGCUUUUGCUACUUUAAGCUUUUUAAAUUAGUUUAAUUUAUUUAAAACAUGAAAAUGAAACAAGACUUGUUGUAAUAUACAACACCUCUGGAGGGCGCUGUAUAAAGCACAGUGUAAAUGCGUCAGUGCAACGAUUUAAAACCAAUAAAGUGUAAAGCAGUGUCAAUUUAUAUAUUUAAUCAAGGUUAAAUAUGUUACUUACACUUAUGUAAAGUAUGAGUUUAUAGUUAUUUUCAUUGUUAGCUAUGCAAUCGCCUGAAAUACAGUAAUUAGUGUAUCAAUUACAUGGUCACAGAUUACUUUUUAGCCUUUAAAUUCAUAUUUCUAACACAGAAAGGGCACUACUUUAACUGGAAACUUUGAGCUUUAUUUAUCUUUUCAACGCAUGAUUGUUUUAUUUAAACACUUGCUUGAACAGUAAAAGCUAUAAUUGUAAAUUAGUGCUGGAAACAGAGCCCUGUGACUGCAGAGGGUCAAAGAUGGCUGAACUUUUGUGGAUGUGCACGUGAUAAAAGUGCGGUUUUACUGAAACAUGUUUCACCUUUUAAGACAAUGAGCUUUAUAAAUCCGUGUGCAGUGAUCUUUAAUGUUGGACUCAUGUAAAUGCUCUUACUUUGUUUAUCAGGAUACAGAUGCACUGUGACUGUAUGUUUUGUUAUGAUAAAAUUAUUGCUUUACCAAGAGGGCAAAAAAACGAAUCUUGGCUUUAAGUGCUACAGAGAAACGUGUUUACAUUAAAAAUACCUCAGUGUGUGACACCGGUGCGCCCCGUCCUCGUGGCUCGUAACCUGCGCUCAGUUUUGUCCCAUUUUCAGUCACUAAAAUGUUUCAGUUCAUAAACUUAAGUUAUCUCUCUGAGCCGUUUCACUGGGGAAAUGCUGCUGAAAUAUGACUCUACAGUUCAUAACACAAGCCAGGCUCAGAGCAGCCUGUUACACGCCUCUUUGCUCUUUUGUUUUUUCCUUAGGUUGAGAAUAGCAACCAUAGAUCAUUUAUGUAAACAAAUACAGGCAUCGUUUUCAUUUUAGUGUGCAACACUGACCUCGUGUGGAUGAAGAGACGACAGCAGGUGACGGCUUGCAGCCAAGUAUCAGAGAAGCAUUAAUUUCCUUCACGACAAAAUAAAUUCUCGUGUAGCUUUUUUUUUCCUGACUGAAAACUCUCCGUUCACUUACAGAAAUGUUUGUGCACAAGUCGAGGGUCACCAGGAUUUAAGAGAUGAGGCUAAUCACUAAUCAGUAUGGACUUUUCGACUUCACCAUGAUAUGGGAUUUUCUUUUUCUUUUUUUUUUUGUUUGUUUUGUAAUAUUUGAAUCUUUUCUUUUUUUCUUUUGGUUCAGCUUUGUUAAUGAAAAUUUCUCAGAUUGAAAAAACGGGAGCAAUAAUUUACCUUUACUGAAACGUCCCACGGCUAAUGUCCAAACAAAAUCCAAAGAAAGGUUAAGAUCAGCUGGGUUAGAUCAUUUAUUCAGAGAGAUACUUUAUGUUUUCUGGAAAUAUAUUUGUGCAGAUUUGAUAUAAAUUCAUCUGUAAUUUAAAUAAAGAUCUAUGUUACCUGA